Molecule: messenger RNA, 2745 nt
Organism: Pectinophora gossypiella (pink bollworm)
Lineage: Eukaryota; Metazoa; Arthropoda; Insecta; Lepidoptera; Gelechiidae
Exons: 13
Coding region: 90-2603 (837 amino acids)
Biological process (GO): double-strand break repair via nonhomologous end joining; interstrand cross-link repair; protection from non-homologous end joining at telomere
Molecular function (GO): 5'-3' DNA exonuclease activity; damaged DNA binding
Source: RefSeq, a predicted model, not a curated record
AUUUAGUAAAUAGGACUUGUUUUGGUGGGCGAGAGAGGACGUUAUUAUUUUCUACUUUCGUAAAUAUUUUAUUGGAAUAACAAUGGAAAAUGAUUAAUGAUGAUAUUAACGAUUACUUGCCGUCUAUUCUAAAUCCAAGAGGAAUCAAAAAACAGCAUGGAGACCUGUCGUUAACCCAAAACUCAAUUGUAAGCCGGUGCUCAUUAUCACUGAAGAGGAAGAAUGGAGUUCCUAAUAUAAAGAAAAGUCUUCAUAAACCACACUUAGCUAACAAAGAGAAUGCACAUAAUAUCAAUAAUUUACCAAGAGAAACACCAAAUGCCAAAAAUGUAGAUAAAGACAAGAGUAACCAAGGUGGUAACCUUGACUUGCCUACCACUCUGCAGCUCCAUCCUGUAUGUCCACUGGAAAAAGAAUUUCGCGGCCAUGAAUUACCAAAUCAAAAUAAUGUACAAAAUAAAAAUAAUAUUAUAGAAAGUAGCAUAGGUUUAUCUGCUGUGGAAGACCUUAUUACAGAUAAACAAAACAUUGAAUCAUGUCCAGUUAGUUUUGAAGAAUUAGAAGUACAAAAAAAAGAUGUUCAAGAUAGAAACAACAAUGAAUCUCUCGUGGCUCUAUCUUCAGCCACUGAGCUGAAUGAAAUCAAUGUUUUAGACAACAGUACAAGUACAAUUGAAUAUGAAUUAACAGAAAAACCAGUGAUAUCAGUGUCCUUUGGUGUCACGAAUUGUAAAGCAUUGCAUGUCAGUACAAACACCAGUAAUAUUAAGAAUAUAGUUGUAACUCGUAAGGAUUGCGGCAUGGAUGUUGAUUGUGAUGUGAUAGAAUGCUCAGAUAUAUCUACCGAGAACGACCAAAAUGAGGUGACUCAAACCCUCGGACAGAAUACACCAAAGAAGUCGGCCGUAGCUGUCAGCUUAGAAAUAAAAAAGAAAAAAUCAACUGAAGAAACUGUGACAGAAAACUCAAAAGUUCUAAUUUUAAACACUGAUGCCAUCGAGAGACUGUCUCAUGUCAUUGUUCAACCACCAAAUUACAAAUUAGUGAAACGGCAAAUUUCAGAUAGCAGUAAAUUCAAAAAUAAAGGCAAACGGAAACGAGAGUCUGUUAGGGAUGGAAAAACUGUGCGUGGGGAUAAUUUGAAACAGAAACGUAUCGAUUGUUAUUUUGGUACAAACACUGAAGUUUUGAAGGGGACUGUGGAAAGUGUGAAAAAUGAGGCUGUAGCUCGUGGUGAUGAUGAGGAAAUGAGCAAGAAUCUGGGCGUGGCGGACGCUGUGAAGUGCGACCGCGGGCGCUCGGCUAGCAAGUCCCGGCGCGAGAGCACGCUGUCGCCGCGCACGCGCGUGGCGCCGCGCAAUGAGCACGUCAAGAACAGCACGUCGGACGCACGCGGCACGCCCAAGCUGCGACACGACAGCGCCAACUCCGCGCCCUCGCCCAGGAAGAACUUAGACUCGACGCCCUUUACUUUGCCGACCAAGUCGACAUCUAAUAAGGCUUCCAUUUACCCUAAAAAUAUACCUCACUAUAAGAUUGUGGCAGGCACACAUUUCGCGGUAGACGCGUUCUCGUAUGGGGAUGUUCCGAACGUGAAGCAUUACUUCCUGACGCACUUCCACUCCGACCAUUACUCGGGGCUCAAGAAAACCUUCAACAAAGUCUUGUUCUGCACUAAGAUUACUGCCGACCUCUGCAUAUCACGGUUAGGAGUGAAUCCGAAAUGUUUACACAUAAUGGGUUUUGAUGAGACCAUCACAAUUGACGGGAUCGAAGUUACGGCUGUGGAUGCUAAUCAUUGCCCCGGCGCAAUGAUGCUAGUGUUCACACUACCGUCGGGCAAGACGCUGCUACACACGGGCGACUUCCGCGCUUCGCCCAACAUGGAGUCAUACCCCGUCUUCUGGAACAAGGACAUACACACCAUCUACCUGGACUCGACGUACUGCAAUCCUCGCUACGACUUCCCGACGCAAGACCAGAGCCUGGAGAUGGCGCUGUACCACCUGCGCCAGAAGAAGAUGUCGCUCGAGAAGACUGGCAAGAAGUUCUCCUCCGUGCUCAUCGUCUGCGGCACCUAUACUAUCGGCAAAGAGAAGUUCUUCCUGGGCAUGGCGCGGCGCGUGGGGUGCUCGGUGUGGGCGUGCCCGGAGAAGGACAAGGUGCUGCAGGCGGUGGAGGGCCGCAGCUUCGGCACCGCCUCGCCCGCCGCGUGCCAGCUGCACGUGGUGCCCAUGCGGGACCUGACGCACGAGAAGCUACGCAGCUACCUGGAGAGCCUGCAGGGCGCGUUCAGCGAGGUGGUGGCGUUCAAGCCCAGCGGCUGGGAGAACGGGAAGAACUCCACGCUCGAGAAAGACCUGGUCACUAUACAUGGUAUCCCGUAUAGCGAGCACUCGUCGUUCUCGGAGAUGAUCCGCUUCGUGAAGUUCCUGAACCCAAAGCAGGUGGUGCCCACUGUGGACAUCUCCGGCGGCAUCAAGGCUGUACAGAAGUUCUUCCCGUGCCCGCUGGUGCAUAAGGAGGGGUCGGCGGCGCAGAGCAAGGUGACCGACUACUUCAGCAUACAGAACCGACAACAACUGCCCGCCGGCGUCACUUGAUUAUAAGGUAUUACUAUUUAUAAAAAUUAUACUAAGCUGCCAUUACAUGACGUGACUGUGAUGUAUUUUUGAUAUUAUUAUACUUUAGCGUUAUAAUAUUUAUAAAACGUUGAUUUGUUUGUAAUAAAAAAAUUGCUAAACA